Molecule: messenger RNA, 4397 nt
Organism: Ostrea edulis (European flat oyster)
Lineage: Eukaryota; Metazoa; Mollusca; Bivalvia; Ostreida; Ostreidae
Product: angiopoietin-related protein 7-like
Exons: 5
Coding region: 45-1289 (414 amino acids)
Source: RefSeq, a predicted model, not a curated record
AAAACAUUUGUUCAUAGUGCUGCGAGACAAAAUUUCUAUUUGCAAUGAUGAAGGGUUUCGUGGUUGGUUGUUUUCUUAUUCUAAAUGGAGUAAUUGGUCUUCAGUCGCUCGUAGAUGUCAAAGUCGAUGAAAAACCUGAAUUAUCCUCUGUAACAACAUCCAAUAAAGUAUCAAGCGUUUUACGUGACAUAUUAAACCAGGAGAGCCUGGUCAGGUUUUCUAUGGUACAAAAAAUCCAAGGUUUAGCAAUGGAUGCCAUAGACAAUAAAAACAAUAGUCAAGCCAUGAAAAGGAAGAUUGGUGACAUGAUGUCGGAAUUACAGGCUAGUGCAGAAAAUGACCGGAAAAUAGAGGUGGAGAAUUCUAAAUUCAAAGAAGAAUUAAGGACUAUCAAUGAAACAAACCAAAACCUAAAGGAAGACAACGUUAAGCUGAAUGAACAAAUAGCGGUAUUGAACAGGACGUUAAAAAACACAGUGACUGAAGAACAGUUUGACGUCUUUAAGAAGGAUUUCAACCUGCGUCUACAGAUGAUUGAUACAAAUUUACAGAACUUUACUCUAUCAAUUAACAAAACAGUGGAAAAUUUAAUUACAGAACAAAGAAAUGCAUCCACAGAUCCUUCUAGAGUUGGAAUCUAUUGUGAUUGUGAGGAAAUUCUGGAAAAAAAUCCGAAAUUUUUUGAGAUUGACGGUGUGUACGAUAUAGUUCCUGACAACAUAACUUCAGUCCGAGUCUACUGUGACAUGACCACAGACAGAGGAGGAUGGACGGUAAUACAGAGACGAUUUGACGGGAAAACAGAUUUUCAUCGCAAAUGGAAUGAUUAUAAGAAAGGAUUCGGAAACCCUGACAGAGAAUAUUGGCUAGGAAAUGACAAAAUCCACGCCUUGACCAACAAAAGAAACCAGGAACUGCAUAUUGACAUGGAGAAAUUCACUGGAUCCAUGGUGUAUGCUCGGUACUCACAUUUCUCUGUUGGGAGUGAAUCUUCUGAAUAUAGACUCUCCAUCAGUGACUACAGCGGAAAUGCAGGAGACAUGAUGAUACAAGCUUAUACCCUGAAUGGUAUGUCCUUCACAACAAAGGAUAGAGACAAUGACGGGAAUCGAGGAUAUAAUUGUGCAGUGAAGUAUCACACUGGUGGAUGGUGGUACAAUAGCUGUGCACACUCAGAUCUCAAUGGAGUUUAUCAACCGUCAAAUAACAGAAACGAGAGGGGUCUGUUCUGGGGAAUUAAUGAUGAAAACAUGAAGACUACUAAGAUGAUGGUCAGAUCUAAGAGAUGAGAAAAUAUUAUCAAUUCUGUGAAAUAAAUGACCAUUGUAAUUUUUAUGACAAUUUGCGUACAGUUUUUCCUAAUGUAAAUCCAUAUCGUGAUCCCAUCUUGAUAUUUAAAACAAACAUCAACUACGUAACAUCGGACGAAUACGGUCGCUCACCACAGAAGAUGCAUGCAAGACCCUAGUAUGUACCCUCGUGACAUCUCGGCUCGACUAUGUCAAUGCUCUUCUUUUCGGCAUUAACACAACCGACGUGGCAAAACUGCAGCGGAUACAAAAUAUGGCAGCACGAAUCAUCACUCGUACCAAGAAAAGUGAUCACAUAACUUCAGUGCUGAUUUCUUUACAUUGGCUUCCUAGUGACAGGCGCAGCCAAUACAAAAUUAUCCUCUACGCAAACAAGGUGAUUCAGAAGAUGGCACCAAAAUACUUGGAGGAGGUGAUCACUGUUUACCAACCGAAUCGUGAUCACUGUUUACCAACCGAAUCGUUCCCUAAGAUCUGAAAAUUCAUUGACAUUAGUUAGACCUAGAUGUCGAACCUCCACAUAUGGAAACAGGCAGCUACACUCUGGAAAUAUCUGCCUGAUACCCUCCGCCGUUGUAAGAAUUUGAACACUUUUAAAAAACUUUAGACUUGCAUAUUAUUAGUAUUAUAGGUGGUUAAAUCUUUAUGAUGUCUUUACCAUCAUUUUAACAUGACUUUUUCAAGUGUAUAAUUGUAUAUUUAUUUCAACUAUUGUAUUUUAUAUCAUUUGAUUGUAUGGCGUGGAACUUUUUUUCAUGCAUAUCAUUUUUUAAAUUUUAGUAAUUUUACUUCACAUUAUUGAUGUGUUUCUAGCAUUGUUUUGAUAUUAUCUGUCUUAAUGCUAUCAUAAUUUCCUUUUACCACGUUUAUAACAUGCUGUAUCAUUUUUAUUGUGUGCAGCGAUUUAGAGUGGUUAUUUAUAGUCAUAUAGAGCGCUAUAUAAAUAAAUAUUAUUAUUAAAUAAUGAGGCAAGAUUUAAUCUCCCAUGAAAGCAUGAAACUGCGUUUACGUUAAAAUUAGGCCUCUACAAUGCAAACCCACACGUUUAAUUAGAUAGUAAUGGAGUGUAUGUUUGAGAGGCGAAUUGGAAUGUCUAAUUCUUUAUACAUUCUUACAACGUGGUUAUACGAUAUUUCCAACCAAGGGGCUGGGUCUGACACAACGUUAAUGUUUCCUUUUCUUAUUUUUAUAUAUCAGUCUGCAUAUAUUUUAUAUCUAAAUAUUAGCCUAAAUAAGAGUGACACGAUCACCCGCUGCUUGACCAAUAAGAUCCUAAUAUCUAAUAUUAAAGGUGAAGAUCGAUUGUUUUGCUGUUUUCCGCCACACUUAACAAUUUUUCAGUUACCUGGUGGUGCCCAAUUUUUAUUGGUGGAAGAGAGAACCCAGAUACAAUGUACCUGGAAAGAGACCACCGACCUUCCAAAAGUUAACUGGGAAACUUUCUCACCGGCGCGAGCGGGUUUCGAACCCGCGCCGACCAGAGGUGAGAGGCCGUGUAAAUUUGAGUGCGAUGCUCUAACUACUCUGCCACGGAGGAUCAAUAUACAUUUUAACAGGACACGCUACUGCACAAUCUUUAGAAAUUAACAUUUCAUUUUUCUGCCGAAACUUGUCUGUUUUACUUUUCCGAAUCAAUAACAGUAACUAAUCUGCAAACAUUCUAACCUCCUCAAAAUUAGGGGAGCCGAUUUCAUUAAUGGCUGAAAUAUUGCCGAAAAGGCGUAAAACUAUAAUCAAUCAAUGAAAAACCCCGGUUAAACGAAACAGACUCACUAACACGGUUUUUACUAUCUAUAGGUCUUUAAAGUCUACUAAUCUAUUACAGAACAAAAAUGUCUUUUGAAAAGAGUUCUUCUCUACGGUGUUAGACGAUUUCCUUCUGGCAGCUGUCUGUAAUAAACACAGAAAUGAAUUAUGUCCGGUAAUCCAAUCACCCAUGUACCCAUUUGAUUUAACACAUUGCACAAUUUAAGAGUGAAUCGUAGUUCCGUUUGUCAGUAAUAUGUUGAAUAUAGAACAAAAUACAUUUGUAAAUUGAACUCGCAGGUAAUAAAAGCAGUAUUUGUGCUGUCACUUUUACUAGACUGUAGAAAAAAUUAACCGUGGAUGUAAAUCAGCAUGACAAGGUUAAACACAACAUUCCUUGCCAGUUCAUUUAGAUUGUCUUGUACUAGUCCUGUGAAUAGAUGUUAAAAAUGAUAAUUUUAUCCCAAUGAAUAUCAUGGUAGACAGUAAUCCCCAUUUUCCCCAACAUUCCAAUUAAUGAAAGGUGAAGAUAACGAUUAAUGAUCAAUCACAUAACUCCUUUAAUAAUACAAAAUGGAGAGUUGAGCAAACGCGGACCCCUGGAUAUAUGAUAGGUGGGGUCAGGUGCCUAAGAGGAUUUCCUUGGCAAAAAGGGGGUUCGAUUUUGUACUAUUGAAUUAUCGAUUUAAACAUGGUUUGAAUAAUCCCUUCAUUGUUAAUCAAUCUGAGCUCCACUCUGGAAACACCAAAGUACAUAUGUAAUCUUGGAUUUCAAUUUUCGUCUAACAUUUGGUAUCAAUCUAAGAGGUGGAACAACCAUCGUAAGACCAAACUGAUGCAGGGUCUACCCCACUUGUAUCUUCACACCACUAAUUUUAGUAGAAUACUGGAAGAUUUCUAUAGUAAUCACUUGUAAGUCUGUAAGUUGUGAGGACUCCAUCUUUUGUCAAAAUAACAAAAUGCACCCUGCUUGGUCGACAAUUACUGAACUUGUAAACUGUAUUUACUGAUCUCAGAAUUCAUUUGCAUUUCACAGUUAAAUUGUUUUCCUUGCAAAAAUAAUGUAGUGUAUCUUCUGUAUACUCCAAACUAUUAAAAUGCAUUCAAAAUUAUGUCGACUUGGUUUAAGAAUUCCAACCGGAUCUACUUGAUAUGCAAACUUGUAGAUAUCUUCCCGUCCUUGCUCUGGAGCUGACAUCUACAUGUAGUACAAACACAACCUGUGUCGACAUCAACUGACGAAAUACUAAUCAUACAUCCCUGCUACUGCCCUGGGCGCUCAGCAUAUGUCCAACUUUGUGAUACUGCACCUACAGCUGGGGGCAUCUCAAUACGAUUGAA